Messenger RNA from Pleurotus ostreatus (oyster mushroom), 1293 nucleotides. RefSeq lists its product as uncharacterized. The record is from RefSeq and is a predicted model, not a curated record. Lineage: Eukaryota; Fungi; Basidiomycota; Agaricomycetes; Agaricales; Pleurotaceae. Bases 1 to 1293 code for a protein of 430 amino acids. The transcript is spliced from 6 exons. Gene Ontology annotation, cellular component: mitochondrion. Gene Ontology annotation, molecular function: tRNA dimethylallyltransferase activity. Gene Ontology annotation, biological process: tRNA modification.
AUGAUGGUGGCCGCUACUCGACUUCCUGUAAUUGCUAUAUGUGGAACAACUGGUGUUGGGAAAUCGCAGCUAGCUGUUGAACUUGCCCUUCAUCUCUCCAAAACCGCUCCGAAUCGCGCGAGGAUCAUCAAUGCCGACGCUAUGCAAUGCUACGCGGGGAUGGACAUUAUAACCAAUAAAAUGCCCGAAGCCCAGAGACAUGGCGUCGAACACCUUUUAAUGGGAUUCAAGCAGCCUGGUGAACAGUACGUCGUUGGCCAAUGGGUGCAGGACUCCAUGAAGGCGAUAGAAGAGACCCACAAGCAGAACAAGAUACCCAUAGUCGUUGGUGGUACUUCAUACUGGAUCCAACACCUGCUGUUUCCGAACCGACUAUCACAAUCUGAGCUUCAUUUGCUGGACUUAUUCAACUCGCUUCCCGAACAUCCCCCAUCGGCUUCUGAUGAUCCAAAACUUGCCUUGUCGCUCCAUAAACUGCUAUCUUGUCUGGAUCCCAAGAUAGCAAUGAGAUGGCACUGGCGGGAUACUCGGAAGGUGCUCCGUAAUAUUGAAAUUGUAAGGGAGACCGGAAGGAUUCCCAGUUUAAUUCUUGGCGAGCAAUCUAAAGAGAGGGUAAAAACCAGGUAUGCUAUUCUCCUCUUUCCCUUCAAUCCUAUACUCAUUAUUGACCAAAGAUACCGUGCAUUGUGCUAUUGGUUAUACGCAGAACCCGAGGUCCUAAAUCCACGCUUGGACGCUCGUAUUGACGAGAUGAUAGAGGCAGGUCUUCUGAACGAGAUCAAGGAAAUGCGUCGUAUCGCAAUUGCAGGACCAAACGACGACACCUUUAACAGAGACACAGACUACACCCUUGGAUACAAGGAAUUUCACGAAUACCUGACUACCCAAGAUCCAUCCGACAGGUUAUUCCUCGAGUCUGUGGACAGUAUGAAGCACUCAACGAGGAAGUAUGCCAAACGCCAAAUAUCAUGGCUGCGCAAUAAAUUUUUACCUGUUGUCAACGAAGCCAACGCAGAAGGCUUUCUCACUCCUACAUACGUGCUAGAUGCAACCGACCCCGAGCAACCGUGCAUGAUCGAAGAGGGCACACAAUGGGAGGCCCACCGGAAGACGAAAGUACAUCGCCGUCUUGCAUCGAAAGAGAACAGGGUGCAGAUGCAGAUGAUGAUGAAGGCAGAGAAGCAGGCAGAGCGACGGAUGAAGCGCUCAAGCCCACAGCUCCCUGGGGGGUUAGGGAGCCAUCUACCGAAUGCUUCCGAGAGUUCUGGUCAAGUAAUUUUCCAGGCUACAUAA